Molecule: messenger RNA, 2444 nt
Organism: Xiphophorus couchianus (Monterrey platyfish)
Lineage: Eukaryota; Metazoa; Chordata; Actinopteri; Cyprinodontiformes; Poeciliidae
Gene: atf6
Product: activating transcription factor 6
Exons: 16
Coding region: 118-2055 (645 amino acids)
Biological process (GO): regulation of transcription by RNA polymerase II; endoplasmic reticulum unfolded protein response
Cellular component (GO): nucleus
Molecular function (GO): DNA-binding transcription factor activity, RNA polymerase II-specific; RNA polymerase II cis-regulatory region sequence-specific DNA binding
Source: RefSeq, a predicted model, not a curated record
AUCCGUAGGACUUACGGUAAAGACAGACGUGUAUUUAGCUUGACAGUGAUGUGAGUCUGCGCUUGAACUCAGCUGGUUUCCGUUUGAGCGAUAAGUCACUCAUGAAUUCAAAGGGAGAUGUCAUCCGACCUAAAGUUAAACUUCGGAAAUUGUCAACAAUACCCAGCGAUGGAUAGCGAAACGGGCAUGUUCCCUAUCGAUCAGGGAGGAGAGUGGGACCUUAACCUGUUCGAUGAACUGGAUGACCUGGGGGAUGCAGAUGAGCUGCUCGAGGCCCUCGAAAGCGGUGCCUACGCAAAUGAAGGUCAUCUGGAUUUUGAUAUCGACAUUCCUCCUUGGAAUGAAGUGGACACAAGCAGCACCUGCACAGAUGGUGAGGUGAGUGUGGACUCUCUGUCUCCUUCCCACACGCUGAGCUCCGUCCCCUCUCCUGCUUCGGUGGAAGCUUUGUCUCCAUCGUCCUUACACGAUGAGGCACUGUCCCCUCAGUCACAGCUUUCCCCAGUUUCAGUUUCGUCCGAGUCCAGUGGUUUCUCUGAAGUCUCUCUGCCACUCAAGAAGGUUGCAAAGAGGAGCACUCAAUGGUCAAGAGCUAAACCUGCUCAGCCUGCAAAGAGACCAAUUCAGAUGAGCUCACAGAUCUCCAUCCAGCCCAGACCGCUGAUUGCAGCCAUGCCUUUGGCUCCAGCAGCAACAGCAGCUUCUUUGCAGCCGAAGACAAUAAUCAUCCAGCCCCUGCAGACCACUGUGCUGCCUGUUGUCAAGCCGGCUCCAAUCAGCAUCCAACCAGCACCCCCACCAGGCCAUCCCAUAGUGCUGUCCCAGGCGAGCCAGCUUCUCCACAUCCAGACACCACAGGCCGUCUCUGCUAAUGUGGUUGCUGUGCCAACACUCACCCAGGACAAGCAUGUUCCGGUAGCUGCUCCCCCACUGGUUUCUGUCACGCUUCGAACCCCUUCCUCAGACGACGACUCCAGGCUGUCCCAGAAGCAGCAACGCAUGAUAAAGAACAGGGAGUCAGCAUCGCUCUCUCGCAAGAAGAAGAAAGAGUAUCUGCUCUCGCUGGAAGCUCGUCUGAAAGUAGCGCUGUCUGAAAACGAGGCACUCAAGAGUGAGAACGGCAACUUGAAGAAGCAGCUGGAAGGCCUGCUGGGUCAGAACUCAGUUCUUAAAGCAACAGCACCCAAGAGGAGAGCUGUGUGCCUCAUGGCUGUUCUGGUGUUCCUGGUGCUAAAUGUGGGACCAACAAGUUUGUUUCAGAGGGGCUCCUUCUCCAACCUCGAUGUUGCUCCCAUGCAUCACAGUGGCAGACACCUCCUAGAUUUCUCCGAAUCCGACGUGGUGGCGGGUCCCGAGCUCACCAGCACACCGUUGGAGACGCCAGACAGAUCGGAGGAUAAGGCACUGAUGGUCGUGAAAAGUCCCGACUUUCUCAGACCUUCUCCCCCCUGCCAGCCUUCUGUCAACAGGACCAAGUGUAUUGAGUUGGCUCAUGAAUUGAGGGGUUGGGUCCACCGUCAUGAAGUACAGCAGACCAAAACCAGACACAUGAGUAACAACAACCAUAAACCCAUCAGAGACAUCCUGCAGAAAAUGGAUAAAAAGGAAGAUGAAAUUGUCCAAAUUGUCACUGUCCCGUAUGGAGAAAAUACAGAGGAAAAAAAUUCAGGCAGUGAGCUGCAGGUUUACUACGCACGUCAGCACGUCUACAGUGACUUCUUUGAUGAGCUCCAUCGCCGCCCAGACACUUUCUACGUGGUUUCUUUUCGGAGGGAUCAUCUUUUACUUCCUGCCACUAACCACAACAAAGGAAGUCGACCCAAGAUGUCUGUCGUGUUGCCAGCCAUGAAUGUUAAUGAGAGCAUUAUUAAAGACAAAGAGUUUGAAGUGAUGAUGCAGAUCGACUGUGAAGUUACCGACACCAGGAUCCUCCACGUCAGGUCCUCCAGCAUCCCGCCGCUGCUCCGGGUCAACCAGACGGACAAAUUUUACCAACACUCCCCGACCGACGGCAAGCCUGCGCCUCCAGUCGGAGUGCUGAUGGGCUCAUCGUAACGUCAUCCUAACCUCCAGUCGUCUUCGUAACUCCUCAGCGAUUGGGAAAUAACCUAAACACCUCACUUUAUGAUUAUUUUCUAUAGAUAAGGAUAAACUCUGUGUGGUCCCACAGAUUUUAUAUUUGUGAUUUUAAAUUAAGGGAAGGCAUUUUUCAGAAUUGCACCAUAUUAGAAUAGAUCAAAAGCUGAGAGCAGAGGCUGCCUCCUUGGGUGGCAAGGCUGACUCCCCCCUCCAGCCCCUCACAUCCAUAUCAGGGUAAUUGUUAGUCUGCAGGGAGUCGAGCAUUGAACUCUGAGUCACCCCAUCAUCGUCACACAAGUAUUUCAACUCCUAAAAGUUCUGUUUUUAGGAGUUUUUCACACAGUGAUAUUUAAAGACAUCAAAAA